This is a messenger RNA of Rotaria sp. Silwood2, 7401 nucleotides long. The record is from the annotation of a GenBank genome assembly. NCBI's taxonomy places the organism in Eukaryota, Metazoa, Rotifera, Eurotatoria, Philodinida, Philodinidae.
AUGACUCUGUCUCCCUUUGCUGUUCCUUUUUUCUCGUGUACUUCUUCUUAUAAAUUAUCUAAACGUAAUCAUUUUCUUUGUAAAGCUAAAGCUUCACUUUCUCCCUUUGAUUUUAAUCUUUUUUGUGAAAUCCUCGAGGAGUGGGAAACUUAUCCUAAUCUUCAUAGCUGUUUUUCUCGUUGGCAAAACUUCGUUCAAGUAUCUGGUAAAUCUAAACCUAAGUUUCUUUCUUAUAGUAUUCUUUCUUUUAACGUUCGUGGUCUUGAUUUGAGAUGGCAAGAAGUUCUUCUUCUUAUUUCUUCUUUCAAAUUUGAUAUUCUUGUUCUUAUUGAAACAGGUAUGAUUGACAUAUCAUUUUAUGAGAAAAUCUUUUCUAAUUUUAAAAUUUUCUUCCAAAAAGGAGAAAAUAAACAUGGAGGAAUAGUAGUGUUAGUUAGAGAAGGUAUUAUCUCCAGUAGAAUUAGAUGUGAUUUACCUAACGUAUGUGUUGUUGAUAUAAAAGGAGAAGAAGAUUUUAGAUUACUAGGUGUGUAUGCUCCUAAUAGUAAAUCUUGGUCAUGGGAUGAUCUUUCAUUGUUCUUAUCCAAGAAAUGUAUCAUUUAUGGUGAUUUUAAUGUUGAUAUUAUGCAAGAUGGUCAGAUAGCUGAAUCUCUUCUAAAAUGGACUGACAAUCAUUAUUUAGCUCCAGUUAUUCCUUCAUCUGCAACUUCUCUUCGUUCAAAUAGAGUGAUUGAUUAUGCAUUAGUUCGUGAUCUAAAUAUUGAUAUACAAAUUUAUAACGGAAAUACAUCUAGUGAUCAUAGGCCAGUUAUCUCUACAAUUCCUUUUAAGGCUGCACGACAAAAACUAGAGAAUUGGAAUAUCUCUUCUAUUGAUAGUACUUAUAAUGAUUAUAUUCGUUUUCUUUCUCUUUUAUCUACUCGAUGUACAACUUUUUUCUCUUUAGAUAAAUAUCGCUCAGCUUUACCAGUUGAAUUACGAUCCUUCUUAUCUUAUAUUAGAGCUCUUUCUUUUCGUCAAAUUAGAACAAAAUGUUCCAUACUAAAAAAGGAGGUGUUAUUCUUGAAAAAAAUUGCUAAAAAUGAACUUAAUCAUUUCUUCUUCUCUAAACUUGAUUAUCUUCUUCAUAUUCGUAAUUCUUCUUCACCUGCAGCUAUCUCCUUUUGGCAUAAAAGUAAACGUUGUUUAAAACCUUCUUCAUCUUCUAUUCAUGCUCUUAUUAAUACUUCAGGAGAAAUCAUUAGAGACAAUGAACAGAUGUGUGAACUUGCAGCUGAUUAUUAUGAAUCUUUUUUUAAAAGUUCUAAUAUAAUUAGACCUCAUCCAUAUACGGAUAGUCCACCAGUUAUGUUUGAUAAUAUGGACGAAGUUAUUCCUGAAGUUACUUUGGAUGAACUAAUGAGUACUGUUCAUGCUAAACGAAAAACGAAAUCUCUUGAUGCUCAUGGUAUUGCUAAUUUUAUGUUUAACUUCUUACAUUUUGAUCAUUGGUCUUUAUUAUUAAAACUUUAUAAUUAUUCCUUUCAAAAUUCUAUUUUACCUUCUGCAUGGAAAGAUACUCGCAUAAUUUUAUUAGCGAAAAAAGAACACAUUUGUCCACCAUCUUUAACUCGUCCUAUUUCUCUUCUAGAUUCUUUUCAAAAAGUUGGUGAGAAACUCUUUCUUACACGAUUUCGUAAUGUUCUUUUUCGAAGAGGACUUUUACCUGAUAAUCAAUCUGGUUUUAGAGAAAAUUUUCGUUUACAAACUCGUCUAUUACUUUUCCUUGAAGAUUUACGUAGUUUAAUGUCAAAUAGUAGUCCUAUUAGUACUAUUUUUGUUGAUUUUCGUACAGCUUUUGAUCAGUUAUGGUUUGACUGUUGUAUUGGUAAACUUCGUUGUUUAGGUAUUCCUCCAGCUUAUUUAAACUGGAUAUAUGCAUGGUUACUUGAUAGAAGAAGUUUUAUAGAAAUUAAUGAAACUAAAUCUAGGUGGUUUAAUAUUGAUAAAGGUUGUCCUCAAGGUAGUGUUUUAUCACCUACUUUAUUUAUAACCUAUAAUUGUGAUUUGGGUAGUUCUUUAGCUAGCUGUACUAGUCACCUAUUUGCUGAUGAUUUAGCUGUAAUUGUUGCUGGUCAACUUGGUAUUAAAUACUCUUAUCAAUGUUUGGAUUUAGAAAAACGUAUUAAAGUUUUUAUUGAUCAUCUCGAAUAUUAUUCGUACUUAACUGAUCAACCUAUUAAUACUAAUAAGACUCAAGCUUUAUUUACAGCACGUGCUAUUGGUCAUCCUAAAUUUGAUAUUCAUUUUAAUUCUGGUUCUAAAGAGAAAAUCAAUUGGGUACCAGAAUAUAAAUAUUUAGGUUAUCUAAUAUCUUCUAAAUUAGGUUGGGAUAAAUUUCUUAAAUCUGAAUUAACUCGUAAACUUUUAUCUUCUAAUAAUCAUCCUUCACACGUUUCACAAAAUGGAAUUAUUGAUUUAAAUAAAAAUGUCAAUAUUGUUUAUAAUAAUUCACAUUUUCCUAAUUUACCAGUAGCACAAAACUCCUCAUCUAAUCACAUGUUAAAUAAACUUGAUAAUUUACUUGCUCAAAUUGCUGAUGUUAAUGUUCACUUAUCUAAUCUUAAAGUUAAAAAUGAUAAAAUUGAACAAAUUAUUCUAGCAAAAAAUGAUAGUGAUAUUCUUAUUAAAGAAAAUUUAAAUUUAUUGUCAAAACAAUCAAUGGAGUUAAAAAAAGAGGUGAUUGUGAAUAAUCUCAAAGUGGAACGCCAUGAAAACAUGUUUACCAAAUUAAUCAUUCCUAUGUUUGAAGACUUUUUUAGCUUUAUUACAGUACAAAAUUGUGAUAGCAAUGGAAGAACACUUGAUGCUGAUCUUAAACUCAAGCUUGAACGCUAUCUUAUCCAAAUGAAAAAAGCCAAAGAAGCUUCACUUUCUCCCUUUGAAUUCUAUCUUUUUUGUGAAAUCCUCGAGGAAUGGGAAACUUAUCCUAAUCUUCAUAGUUGUUUUUCUCGUUGGCAAAAUUUCAUUCAAGUGUCUGGUAAAUCUAAACCUAAGCUUCUUUCUUAUAAUAUUCUCUCUUUUAAUGUUCGUGGUCUUGAUUUGAGAUGGCAAGAAGUUCUUCUUCUUAUUUCUUCUUUCAAUUUUGAUAUUCUUGUUCUUAUUGAAACAGGUAUUAUUGACACAUUAUUUUAUGAGAAAAUUUUUUCUAAUUUCAAAAUCUUCUAUCAAAAAGGAGAAAAUAAACAUGGAGGAAUAUUAGUAUUAGUUAGAGAAGGUAUUUUCUCCAAUAGAAUUAGAUGCGAUUUNGUUCGUGGUCUUGAUUUGAGAUGGCAAGAAGUUCUUCUUCUUAUUUCUUCUUUCAAUUUUGAUAUUCUUGUUCUUAUUGAAACAGGUAUUAUUGACACAUUAUUUUAUGAGAAAAUUUUUUCUAAUUUUAAAAUUUUCUAUCAAAAAGGAGAGAAUAAACAUGGAGGAAUAUUAGUGCUAGUUAGAGUAGGUAUUAUCUCCAGUAGAAUUAGAUGUGAUUUACCUAAUGUAUGUGUUGUUGAUAUAAAAGGAGAAGAAGAUUUUAGAUUACUAGGUGUCUAUGCUCCUAAUAGUAAAUCUUGGUCAUGGGAUGAUCUUUCAUUGUUCUUAUCCAAGAAAUGUAUCGUUUAUGGUGACUUUAAUGUUGAUAUUAUGCAAGAUGGUCAGAAAGCUGAAUCUCUUUUAGAAUGGACUGAUAAUCAUUUUUUAGCUCCUGUUAUUCCUUCAUCUGCAACUUCCCUUCGUUCAAAUAGAGUGAUUGAUUAUGCUUUAAUUUGUGGUUUAAAUAUUGAUAUACAAACUUAUAACGGAAAUACAACCAGUGAUCAUAGGCCAGUUAUCUCUACAAUUCCUUUUAAGGUUGCACGACAAAAACUAGAGAAUUGGAAUAUCUCUUCUCUUGAUAGUACUUAUAAUGAUUAUAUUCGUUUUCUUUUUCUUUUAUCUACUCGUUGUACAACUUUUUUCUCUUUAGAUAAAUAUCGUUCAGCUCUACCAGUUGAAUUACGAUCCUUUUUAUCUUAUAUUAGAGCUCUUUCUUUUCGACAAAUUAGAACAAAAUGUUCCAUUGUAAAAAAGGAGGUGUUAUUCUUGAAAAAAAUUGCUAAAAAUGAACUUAAUCGUUUUUUCUCUUCUAAACUUGAUUAUCUUCUUCAUGUUCGUAACUCUUCUUCACCUGCAGCUAUCUCUUUUUGGCAUAAAAGUAAACGUUGUUUAAUACCUUCCUCAUCUUCUAUUCAUGCUCUUGUUAAUACUUCAGGAGAAAUUAUUAGAGAGAAUGAACAGAUGUGUGAACUUGCAGCUGAUUAUUAUGAAUCUUUCUUCAAAAGUUCAAAUAUAAUCAGACCUCAUCCAUAUACGGAUAGUCCACCAGUUAUGUUUGAUAAUAUGGACGAUGUUAUUCCUGAAGUUACUUUAGAUGAACUAAUGAGUUCUAUUCAUGCUAAACGUAAAAAGAAAUCUCUUGAUGCUCAUGGUAUUGCUAAUUUUAUGUUUAACUUUUUACAUUUUAAUCAUUGGUCUUUAUUGUUAAAACUUUAUAAUUAUUCCUUUCAAAAUUCUAUUUUACCUUCUGCAUGGAAAGAUACUCGCAUAAUUUUAUUAGCGAAAAAAGAACAUGUAUGUCCUCCAUCUUUAACUCGUCCUAUUUCUCUACUUGACUCUUUUCAAAAAGUUGGUGAGAAACUCUUUCUUACACGAUUUCGUAAUGUUCUGUUGCGAAGAGGACUUCUACCUGACAAUCAGUCUGGUUUUAGAGAAAAUUUUCGUUUACAAACUCGUCUAUUACUUUUCCUUGAAGAUUUACGUAGUUUAAUGUCAAAUAGUAGUCCUAUUUGCACUAUUUUUGUUGAUUUUCGUACAGCUUUUGAUCAGUUGUGGUUUGCAGGUUGUAUUGGUAAACUUCAUCGUUUAGGUAUUCCUCCAGCUUAUUUAAACUGGAUAUAUGCCUGGUUACUUGAUAGAAGAGGUUUUAUAGAGAUUAAUGAAACUAGAUCUAGGUGGUUUAAUAUUGAUAAAGGUUGUCCUCAAGGUAGUGUUUUAUCACCUACUUUAUUUAUAACUUAUAAUUGUGAUUUGGGUAGUUCCUUGGCUGGUUGUAUUAGUCACUUAUUUGCUGACGAUUUAGCUGGAAUCGUUGCUGGUCAACUUGGUAUUAAAUAUACUUAUCAAUGUUUGGAUUUAGAAAAACGUCUUAAAGUUUUUAUCGAUCAUCUUGAAUAUUAUUCGUGCCUAACUGAUCAACCUAUUAAUACUAAUAAGACUCAAGCUUUAUUUACUACACGUGCUAUUGGUCAUCCUAAAUUUGAUAUUCAUUUUAAUUCUGGUUCUAAAGAGAAAAUCAAUUGGGUAUCAGAAUUUAAAUAUUUAGGUUAUCUAAUAUCUUCUAAAUUAAGUUGGGAUAAAUAUCGUUUAGCUUUACCAGUUGAAUUACGAUCAUUUUUAUCUUAUAUUAGAGCUCUUUCCUUUCGACAAAUUAGAACAAAAUGUUUCAUGUUAAAAAAAGAAGUAUUAUUCUUGAAAAAAAUUGCUAAAAAAGAACUUAAUCAUUUUUUCACUUCUAAACUUGAUUAUCUUCUUCAUGUUCGUAACUCUUCUUCACUUGCAGCUAUCUAUUUUUGGCAUAAAAGUAAACAUUGUUUAAAACCUUCUUCAUCUUCUAUUCAUGCUCUUAUUAAUACAUCAGGAGAAAUUAUUAGAGAGAAUGAACAGAUGUGUGAACUUGCAGCUGAUUAUUACGAAUCUUUUUUCAAAAGUUCAAAUAUAAUUAGACCUCAUCCAUAUACGGAUAGUCCACCAGUUAUGUUUGAUAAUAUGGACGAGGUUAUUCCUGAAGUUACUUUGGAUGAACUAAUGAGUUCUGUUCAUGCUAAACGUAAAAAGAAAUCUCUCGAUGCUCACGGUAUUGCUAAUUUUAUGUUUAACUUUCUACAUUUUGAUCAUUGGUCACUAUUGUUAAAACUUUAUAAUUAUUCCUUUCAAAAUUCUAUUUUACCUACUGCAUGGAAAGAUACUCGCAUAAUUUUAUUAGCGAAAAAAGAACAUGUAUGUCCUCCAUCUUUAACUCGUCCUAUUUCUCUACUUGACUCCUUUCAAAAAGUUGGUGAAAAACUCUUUCUUACACGAUUUCGUAAUGUUCUGUUCCGAAGAGGACUGCUUCCUGAUAAUCAGUCUGGUUUUAGAGAAAAUUUUCGUUUACAAACUCGUCUAUUACUUUUCCUUGAAGAUUUACGAAGUUUAAUGUCAAAUAGUAGCCCUAUUUGCACUAUUUUUGUUGAUUUUCGUACAGCUUUUGAUCAGUUGUGGUUUGAGGGCUGUAUUGGUAAAGUUCGUCGUUUAGGUAUUCCUCCAGCUUAUUUAAACUGGAUAUAUGCCUGGUUACUUGAUAGAAGAGGGUUUAUAGAGAUUAAUGAAACUAGAUCUAGGUGGUUUAAUAUUGAUAAAGGCUGUCCCCAAGGUAGUGUUUUAUCACCUACUUUAUUUAUAACUUAUAAUUGCGAUUUGGGUAGUUCUUUGGCUGGUUGUAUUAGUCACUUAUUUGCUGAUGAUUUAGCUGGAAUUGUUACUGGUCAACUUGGUAUUAAGUAUACUUAUCAAUGUUUGGAUUUAGAAAAACGUCUUAAAGUUUUUAUCGAUCAUCUUGAAUAUUACUCGUGCCUAACUGAUCAACCUAUAAAUACUAAUAAAACCCAAGCUUUAUUUACUACACGUGCUAUUGGUCAUCCUAAAUUUGAUAUUCAUUUUAAUUCUGGUUCUAAAGAGAAAAUCAGUUGGGUACCAGAAUAUAAAUAUUUAGGUUAUCUAAUUUCUUCUAAAUUAGGUUGGGGUAAAUUUCUCAAGUUUAUAAUGAUUAAAGUGAGGCAUAGAAUUUCUUUGAUUAAGUCGUUUAGGCUUUUUGGUUGUACAUCACCAGCACUUCGCAAAGCUCUGUUCUUAUCUUUUGUUCUGCCUAUUUUUACUUGGGUCUAUCCAAUAUUCCCAUUUCUUUCUGUGAAACAACAAAGUGAGUUGUCUCACUUCUAUUUUUCUUCACUAAGGCGUGUUAUGUUUUGUCUUCAUUGGAAUGAGAAUUUUUUUGCCUUUGCUUUGGAUGAAAAAUCUCUUGAAGAUCGUUGUGCUGCGUAUUGGGAGCGAUAUUUACAUGCUCUCGCAGACUCAACGGAUGGAUUGUUAUUAUUCGAAAAGGCAAAUCUUAAUGUACUCAGGCAGAGUUGGAUCAAUAAAGACUUUUCAAUAAAAUGUCUUCGUAAAUCCAAACGAUUUAUAUCUAACGAAUCAGUGAUUGAAACGGUAGUUAGUUGGUUGAGUUCAGUUCCUUCUCUUUCUUCGAUCCCAAACUAUGAAUUGGAUGAAAUCCAACUCCUCGAGGAUUUUCCUGAAUCUUUUCUGUUUUAA